GCUUUACGCACCGCAGCAGCGGGAGGAGGAGGAAGUGUGAUCAGUCGAUGUCUGACCUGCCGCUGCUCUGCUCCCCGCUGAAAACACGAUGCUGUCCGGGCGUUAUGUGAUCCAGGAACUGCUGUGAGCGGCGUUAAAAGGUUUUACUGAUUCCCAGACCUUAGCCGUUCCACUUUCCAGGAUGGAAUCCAAGAAACGGAGCAAGAUGGACAUUUUCCGGAACAAAGUUCUGCCACGUCUCCACCUGGGCAAGACUCACUUACCCAAGCGUAGCCACAAGCCCAAUCACCUUAUGGACAGCCGGAUGAGCACAUCCGUCCCAGAUAUCAGCAACAUGAGGCAGGAGCGCGUGGCCUCCAGCAUGCAGGCCCAUCUUCAGAACUCUGCAAGCCACAGCACUCUCUCCUCACUGUCUCCUCGUAGGGAGGGAGGUGGGAGUGGCCUGCAGGUACCUGGAGCAGGAGCUAAAAAGGCCGAACACAGACGGAGCAUGCCUGCAGAAUGCACAGAGUGGGCUUUCUCUGAGGAGUCUGUCAAUGGUUUCUGUGGAGAAGAGAGGAUCUUAAUGGAGGCAAAACAAAGAGCAGUUUCAGGUAUAGAGCCUGAGGAGUUGGCUCUGCCAGAGAUGAUGACGGUCUACAGCCCAGACAUCCCUAAGGAAGAGCUUUCCCCCGACAAUUCACAGGGUGAGAUGGGAAACGAGGCUGAAAAUCAGACGGAACAUGUCCAAGAUGUUCCGAAGUCCUACUUGCUCACAAUCAACCUUAAGGAAGGACACAACCUGGUUAUCCGGGACCGCUGCGGUACCAGCGACCCUUAUGUAAAGUUUAAGUUUGACGGAAAGAGCAUCUAUAAAAGCAAAGUUGUUCAUAAAAACCUCAACCCUAUAUGGAAUGAGAGCUUCUCUGUGCCGCUGAAGGAUCUGAAUCAGAAGAUGUACAUCAAGGUGUACGACAGUGAUCUGACUACCGACGACUUUAUGGGCUCUGCCUCUGUUCUCCUUAGUGAUUUAGAGAUUGACAAGGUCAAUGAGCUCUCUCUCUCGCUGAAUGAUCCAAACACCCUGGAGGAAGACAUGGGCUACCUGCUGGUAGACAUGACGCUGUCUCUCAGAAACGGAAGCUCCAAGAAAGGAAUUAAGUGGCCCCGAAAACGAAGUGCUAGGGGAGGGAGUUCCCAGAACUCUAGGUUGUCUGAUGCACUGAAGAAGAGCCAGCUUUGGACGUCCGUUUUGUCAGUGAUACUGGUUGAAGGUCGGGGGCUGCUUCUGGACAGCCAGACAGGUCAUCUGUUUGUUCGCUUCAAACUGGGAGAGCAGCAGUUUAAAAGCAAGAAUCACUGCAAAGUGGCCAAUCCUCAGUGGAGAGAAAGAUUCACCAUGAAGCAUUUCCUGAAUGCUGCACAGAUCCUGGAGGUGGAGCUGUGGUCCAAAGAAUCCCGCAGGAAUGAGGAGCGCUUGGCAACGUGUGAGGUGGACCUGUCCCAGAUGCCUUUCAAUAUGCAGCAGUGUUUCAGACCCAACCUGAGCUCCAGCAGAGGAUCCUUGGUCUUCCUGAUCACACUAAAAGCCUGCAGCGGCGUUUCCAUCUCUGACAUCAACGCCGCGCCGCUUGAUGAACCUCUAGAACGACAGAACCAGCUGGAGAAUUAUUGUUUAAAAAGAUCCCUAAAGAACCUCCGGGAUGUCGGUUUGCUUCAAGUCAAAGUCAUCAAGGCUUCAGACCUGAUUGCUGCAGAUUUGAAUGGGAAAAGCGACCCAUUCUGCGUGUUGGAGCUGGGCAAUGACAGACUGCAGACCUACACAGUCUCUAAGAACCUCAAUCCAGAGUGGAACCAAGUCUUCACUCUGCCUGUCAAAGACAUUCAUGAUGUUCUCAUGGUGUCCGUCUUUGAUGACGACGGUGACAAGCCGCCAGACUUUCUGGGAAAAGUUGCCAUUCCACUGCUUUCGAUCCAAAGGAGACAUCAGUUUGCCUACCCGCUGAAGAAGGAGGACUUGGACAGACUGUCAAAGGGGUCCAUUACUCUAGAGCUGGAGGUUAUUUUUAACCCUAUCAAAGCAAGUAUAAGAACCUUCCAGCCUAAAGAGAGAGGAUACAUGGAGGAUAAUCUGAAAUUUUCCAAAAAGGCUCUGGCCAGGAAUGUGGCGCGUGUACGAGCGAUUUACGCGGCUAUCACGUCUACUCUGCAGUACAUCAAAAGCUGCUUCCAGUGGGAGAGUGUUCAGAGGAGCCUGCUGGCCUUCCUGAUUUUUCUGCUCACGGUGUGGUACUGGGAUUUCUACAUGCUGCCCUUCUUCCUGGUUCUGCUCAUCACAUGGAACUACUUCCAGGUCCGCUCUGGACGAGUCAGUCAAGACGUGGACAACAUGGAUUUGGCGGAUGAGGAAGAGGAUGAUGAAAAGGAGUCGGAGAGAAAAGGCCUGAUAGAUAAAAUCCACAUGGUCCAAGACAUUAUCAUCACCGUCCAGAACCUGCUGGAUGAGAUCGCCUGCCUCGGAGAGAGGAUUAAAAACACAUUUAACUGGUCGGUGCCAUUCCUGUCUGCCUUGGCGCUUGUGGUCUUUAUCAUCGCUGCAGUCGUCACAUACUUCAUCCCCAUUCGCUACGUGGUCCUAAUAUGGGGUAUCAAUAAAUUCACCAAGAAGUUACGGAACCCGUACUGCAUCGACAACAAUGAGGUGCUUGAUUUCCUGUCGAGGGUGCCUUCAGAUGUGCAGAAGGUUCAGUACAGCGAGGGCAAAAGUAGCCGGAAGAAGAAGAUCCAGUAGAAAAGGUUGCCGAUGGAGGAUUGUUUCUCACGCUGGUUCCUGACGCGGCUGUUUU
Messenger RNA from Cyprinodon tularosa, 2825 nucleotides. Its product is annotated as multiple C2 and transmembrane domain-containing protein 2-like. The record is from RefSeq and is a predicted model, not a curated record. Gene Ontology annotation, cellular component: synaptic vesicle membrane. Gene Ontology annotation, molecular function: calcium ion binding. The transcript has 22 exons. NCBI's taxonomy places the organism in Eukaryota, Metazoa, Chordata, Actinopteri, Cyprinodontiformes, Cyprinodontidae. Gene Ontology annotation, biological process: regulation of neurotransmitter secretion. Bases 182 to 2770 code for a protein of 862 amino acids.